Messenger RNA from Zootoca vivipara (common lizard), 7631 nucleotides. Lineage: Eukaryota; Metazoa; Chordata; Lepidosauria; Squamata; Lacertidae. The record is from RefSeq and is a predicted model, not a curated record.
GCCUUUCCAGCCCCCGGCCUCAGCAUCCAGCCCACCCCCCACCCACCCGCCUGAAGUCUUUCCACCCCUUAAUCCUCGGCUCCUAUAUUUAGCCCAUCCCCCUAGUGCUAUUUUGACCCCAUGGCAGUCAUUUAUAAGUGACCGAGUGGCCCCUCCCCUCUCCAGCACGCCUGCGUUAUUUCGCCCUCCUUCCUUCCGCGUCAAACUUCUCCAGUGAGUGCGAAAACUUUCCCCUUAUUCCGCAGGUACAUUCCCCUCUUAAAAAACACCACCACCAAAAAGCACCAAAAACCAACAACUACAACUGUCAUAAAAACCAGAUCCGGAUCCAGCUGGGUCCAUUUCUUGCCCCACCCCCACCCCCCGCGACUCCCCGUUAAAUAUUUUCAGGAGCUCGCUUGAGUGAACCGUGGCAUAGGUUUGUUUGUGUUUUUGUUUUUUGGAGAGGAGAAGCCAUGGGGCAAGCGGAGGAGCUGAUCCGAAUAGGCAAAAAGCUGGAUAAGAUGGUGUCCAGGAAGAACAUGGAAGGAGCUCUCGACCUAUUGAAGAAACUGAACAGUUGCACAAUGACCAUCCAGCUGCUGCAGACCACAAGAAUUGGCGUGGCUGUCAACGCGAUCCGCAAGCACUGCGCUGAUGAGGAGGUGAUAACUCUGGCAAAAAUCCUCAUCAAGAACUGGAAGAGGUUGCUGGAGUCGGGGACGGAGAAGGGUAAAAAGGAGAAAGAGAGAGACAAAGGGAUUGAUAGCCCUGGCUGGAAAACUGAAGACACCAUUUCCCACCCUGUGAAUCUCUGCAAAAGUUCUGAUGGAAAGCAAAAAGACCGAGAUCCCAGAAGUGCUUCAGCUACAUCGAAAAAAUCCCACUUGGAACCUAAAAAAGAGAGAAGAGACUCCGAAGACUCAAGAUCUUCCACCUCGACUGCUGCUUCCUCCUCCUCUCCCAAGAGGCUGUCAACGGACAGGAGGGCAUCCACUGGCUCCAAUCCAGCUGCAUCUCCUCCUGGGUCUCGGAAAAAUUCUACCGAUAGCAAAGAGGAAAGCAAAGCUAGGCCAGAUGUGCCCAAGACCCCAAUCAGCCCCAUCACUCCGACAUUUUCAUCUUCCACCUGCUUCUUGGCAUCAUGCUACCUGACAGGAGACUCCGUCCGGGACAAAUGCAUUGAGAUGGUCUCCGCGGCUCUGAAAAUGGAUGAUGAUUACAAGGAGUUUGGAGUCAAUUGCGACAAGAUGGCAGCUGAAAUUGAAGAUCAUAUCUACCAGGAGCUGAAGGGCACUGAUAUGAAGUAUCGCAACCGUGUGAGGAGCCGCAUUAGCAACCUGAAGGACCCCAAGAAUCCUGGCUUGCGCCGAAACGUGUUGUCCGGAGCCAUUCCGCCCAGCCUCAUUGCCAGGAUGACGGCAGAUGAAAUGGCCAGCGAUGAACUGAAGGAGCUAAGGAACGCCAUGACCCAAGAAGCCAUCCGAGAGCAUCAGAUGGCAAAGACCGGAGGCACCACGACCGACCUCUUCCAGUGCGGCAAAUGCAAGAAGAAGAACUGCACCUAUAACCAGGUGCAAACACGGAGUGCUGACGAGCCAAUGACGACCUUUGUGCUGUGUAACGAGUGCGGGAACCGCUGGAAGUUCUGCUGAUGUUCCUUGAGCCCAGCCAGUGAUGGAGAAGAUGAUGUCCUGUCGCAGUCGUUCAGGAGAAACUUUGAACUGUCCACUGAAGAAAUAACAGCAGCAAAGUGGAAGGAGUGCCCCCGAAAGGUGGAAAUAAUGGAUCCUUAGGGAUGAAUUGCUUAGAAAGAGUGGUGAUGGUCUGUUCUUAAUUCAGGUGAUGGAAUGAUGCCACUAUUAGGAAGGCUGUGUUCUGCGAACAUACUGGGCAAGUGCAGAAUUUUGCUUGAGUGCGGAAUUCCACCUUCUGAGACUCUCCACAUUUUCGUUAUGAAAAAAAAAGUUUAGACCCCUUAAGCUUUGAAAUUGCAUGCGUGGGCAAUAUAUACUGAAAAUCUCUGAAGUGGAUGAAGAUUCUUUGUCUUCAAGAUAUGGGGCAUCAGUAGCCUGCAAAAGGUCUUCCUUCCUCUGCCCAACUCGCAACACUUCCUUCAGAUCACAGAACCCAGCUUUUCACAAUAUGGAAUUUAGAUCAUUUUUUUUAUCAUUGUAGGAUGCAGUUCUGACUGCAGCCCAUUAGCUUAUCAAGUGCUGUUGGGGGAUGACCUCUUUCAGAGGAUUCAAAUGUCCAAUGUGGCCCUCUGGGCCUCUCCAUGUGGCCCUUAGGACUCCCCCUCAUUGUGCUUCCUUGAAUGCUUUUGCCUAACUGGAGUGUGUCCUGGAACUGUUAAAUGCCCUCUUGCUUGACAAGAUAGAGUUUGGGGAACCUCUUGCCUUUGGGUGGCUUGCUGCACAAAGCAAGACUCACCUCUGCUGCUCUGUAAACUUUUGCAUUCAGCCUUCCUUUCCCUUUGCUUUUAGGAUAUCCGUCUACAACUUGUAGGUUGGGAACGGGAUCCCAUCAUAACCUAAGUGACCAGAUGCCCAGGAGGAUGAGCCUCCUUUACUCCUCCUAGCAGAAGAGGGAAUUUUCAGCAGGCGUAGCUUCUCCCUCCUCUGUAUGACAAGCCGUCAUCUACCAACAUCCCCACAUUUCCUCUCCUAUGAAGCUGCCUCAGGCUGAGCCAGACCAUUGGCCCGUCUGGCCCAGGGCUGCUUCUUGCUUUGGCUGGCAAGCACUUAAAGGCUUUCCCAACCCUUCCUACUUCCAGGGUCCCUUUAAUGGUGAUGGCAGGACAGUGCAUGCAAAGCUUUGCUCUGCUGCUGAGUGGCGGUCUCCCCUUGCGUCUGGUCACCAUGGAAGCAGGAAGGUGGACACAUAAUGCUUUUUCAGAAGGGCUCCAGGCUCUAGCUCCAGGGCAGAGGUUCCAAUGUGUGGCACCCAGCCAUUGCCUCCUAUAGUGCCCACGAAAGGUCUUUGUAAAUAUCCUGUAAAAAAAUAAUAAUCCCACAAUACACCAGUGAUUGUUUCCUCUUCCUGCUCACUUCCUGUUUGUACAGGCUCGGCCUCCCUUCUACUAAACUCACCGCCUUAAAUAUGCCCACAUGCCAUUGGAUGCCUGAUUUCCUACCUGUUCUGAAUGGGGUGGUUGAAUGCUCUUUUAGACGUUGAGGCCAUUUUGGCAUCCCUCAGUGGCAGCCAUUUCGUGACGCGACGGGCCCCCAUGGCAGCCAUGACACUGUCUCAAGAUUUGUAAUGUACCCACUGGCCGAAAAGGGUUUGUGACAUGUGCUCUAGGAGAGGUAGCCAUUGUGGAUGGGGUCAGUCAUUACACACAUGAGAUAGAAACAUCUUUCGGCAAAGUGCCCUGUGUCAGGAGCCCACUCAUUCACUCCCCCAGUCUGGAGAAGGGAUGCCGGAGAAUUUAGUUGGAAACAGAUGUGGGAAUUUCCACUGUUCACAUUUUCUUGGCACGUUUAGAGCAGAAAUAUAUCCAGUGACCACAGGUUGUUUUCAUUCACAAAGUUCCAGUUGGUUUGUUUUUAAAGCCCACAAGUGACAAGUAAUUAAUGACUUAAAAAAAAUAUUUUGUUUUGACAUUUCCUGUAAAUUGAAAUGGUGUGGAAAGUAAUUACAUAAUUACAUUAAAUUCAUUAUGUAAAGAAUUGUGUAAAUUACAUUAACUAGCGGACAGCAAGACAAAUAACAUAGAAUUGGGCAAAAAAUGAACUGCACCGGUAAGGAAACAGCAGUGUUUGCGGCAAAGGUGGGUUGGAACGCAAACCACUGCCUUCUUGCAUCCCUAGUCCUGAGCUUAUCUGGGAGCAGCAACUCAGAGCAGCCCAUUUUGAUUUCCCAAAAUGUCCCAGAGCAUUGCUGUAACAAGUGGCCUGGGGCACUGAGGGGAACCCAAAAUGGCAGGUGGCACCACAGUCAAUCCCACCAGAUAAGCCUAGGAUAGGUUGAGUGGGCUACACUUGGAGUGCUUCUGGUUCUGAUGCCGGAGAAAUGAAAACUGCAACAAACCUGGGAGUGGGAAUUCAGGGUAAUCUAUUUCCUCUUUCGAAGAACGUUUGAUGUGUCCUUAAUGCUUUUGGAGUGGAGCAGGUACUGAGCUUAUACAAACCAAAUGUUAAAUGAUCAUUGUUGACCCUUGUACAUUAGUAAACUCUUGAAUGCUCACCCAUUGCUCUGUGUGUCCAUUCUGGGAUGGAAACAGAAUAUGGUGUUUCUCUAGCAGAGUCAUGCCAAAAUUGUUGGGUUACAGCAGGGGCAUGGAAUCUGAGGCCUGAAUGCGGCCCUCUAGAUCCCUCAUUCUGGCCCUUGGGCCUCUCCACAGGCCACACCUUUCCCUGUCUUUGCUUCAUACCCAGAAUGCCUUUUGUCUGCUGGGAUGUGUCCUUGAACUCCGACAAUGCCUCUUGCUUAUCUUGGAGGGAGGUGUGUGUUUGUGUGUGUGUGUGUGUGUAAACUAGUUCCUCAACUAAAAUGCCACAGGUUGAUGCCAAACUGGUGUUUGCUAGAGUAUCGUCUUCUAUAGGGGCUAUAUGAGGGUCUUCUGAUCUUUCCCUCAUGCCUGAACUGGGUGAUAUGUUGUGCCUGAGCCACAAGGAGGCAGUCCAGGUCCAUUGGCUGCAAUGUUUAUUCUUACAGAGAAUACUGUAUUGUGAGAGGUUUGUCCCAUGCUCUGUUCUCCAUCUCCACCUCUUGUAAUAGUAAUCAUGAUAUUAUACGAUUAUAAUCAUGGUUAUUAUACGAAUCAUGGUUAUUAUACGAUUUCAUUUUCAAUCCACUUUCCUCCCACGGCAGUAUGUGUGGGGCUGUCAUGCUGCAUCCCAUCCUGGCACCAACCAGCUCUAGACCUGCUUAGCUUCAGCAAGGUUGCGGCCCCAGGUAUCUUAAGACUAUGUGAGGAUCAUAAACCACAAGCCACCUUAUUUCAAGUUGGACCAUUGCUCCAUCUAGCUGAGUAUUGUAUACACUGACUUCAUAGCUGCCAAGUCCCGGUUAGAAAAAUACGGGAUCAGCAGCGCCGGCACCAGAAGUCGCUUCUACGCAUGUCCAGACAUAUGUAGAAGCAACUUCCGGUGCUGGCACUGCCCGAUUUCCGGUGUCCAGACAUGGGCAGAGUGGCACUGGAAGAAAUCCGGGGGAAUUACGAGAUAUUUCGCCAUUCGGGAUGACAGCAGGAAACUGCUUUAAAAACGGGGGUUUCCCGGGGAAAACGGGAGACUUGGCAGCUAUGACUGACUUGGGUUCCCAGCCCUACCUAGAGAUGUCGAGGGUAAAACCUGGGACCUUCUGCAAGCAAAGCAGAUGCUCUGUCACUGAGCUAUGGUUGUUCUUGCAAUUCCUCAAUUCAUAUCUCUGCCCCCUCUAGUGAUCUUUCUCUGCCUCCACCCUUGACCCCACCUGAGAUGGUGACAUGUGCGCCAUCCAUUUAAAGCACAUUAUGUCCCUUAAGGAAUCCUGGGAACUCUAGUUUGUUCCCCCCAAAGAGCUACAGUUUCCAACACCCAUAGCUAACUAGUUUCCGGGAUUCUUUGGGGGAAGUCAAGUGCUUUAAAUGUGCAUUAAAUGGGUGGUGUGUACACAGCCUUUCUCGGGCACACACAUGCAUUCUCGGUGACAGAUGGACCCGUGUUGACACAUUCCCAUCUAUUGUGGCAAAAACAGUUUUAAAAUUGUUUUCUCACCCAGCUCUGAGACUACUGUGUGGUAGGUGGGAGAGGCUGGGGGAAAAUGGAUUCCUUCUCUCUGACUCUUCCGCUCCACAAGCUGUAUGUUUUUGCACAUAAACCCAUAGCAGAUGUUCAUGUUUUUACAUGUGCGUGACUGUUUUGUGGCCUGUGCCCAUGUAAUUGUUGGGUUCUAUCCAGUUAAGUCCCAGGGAUGGAAGGACCUGUCAGUUCUGGUUCUCUGAGGCCACAUUCACAACCAUAACAUUUAAAGCAAAUAUUGUACCCCUUGAGAAACAGUAAAUAAAAACCCAAACUUUCUGAUCCUCUGUUGGGUGGAUGGAUUUAUAUUGUGAACGGUCCCGAGAUCUAAGAAUGAAAGGCAGGGAAAGAAAGAAAGAAAGAAAGAAAAAGUUUCAUUGCACAGGAAAUCACCUAUCUGCUAAAAGUCUGCAGCUGAAAAUGAGAAACUAAACCAGAAACAAAAUGGAAGGACAUCCGCCACUUGCAUUCAGGGGCCGCACAUGGCUCUCUUCUUUAUUCCUUACAAAGCGGUCAAGAUUACAGGUUGGGUCCGACAUACAACCUGUAGGCCCUGAAUUGCUGGCCCUUAUUUUGCCCCGCUGAGGUAGAUAAUUGACAGCUCCGUUGCGCACCUGCGCUUUCGUACAGCGCAGUGAUGCCAAUUCUUCGUCGCUUUCCCCUUUUGAUCGCUAAAGUGAAGCUCCGUGUCUGGAGGCAGUCUACCCACAAAAGAUACUAAGCAGCUGUGCCAGCAGCACCAUCUGCAGGCAGUGGCAGGAACCUCUACCUCCACCCCUAACUUGGUGCGUUAGAUCGUCGCAGCUAAGGACUUCGUUUAAAAUUUAGAAGAAAGCGAAGGUAGACAAAAUACAGGUGGAAUGGGAUGGAAAAGGAGAGUAAGCAGCUGGAACCCAGACUUGGCUAAUAAUGGUGUGCAACAUAAACUAGAUCCCCCCCCAAAAAAGUGUUGCUCUGGGAUAGGGCAUUUUGGAGGUUUGGGGGUCUGUGCUUAACCUACUGCUGCUAUGACCCACAUGGCCUCUGCAAGUUACUUUUUCCUCCCAGGGGGUUGCAAAGCUGUAGUUUUGAGGGUAACCAUCCAGUUUACAAAAGAAUUAUGUCAAAUAAAAAUGGCUAAGGACAUUAAGAUAGACCAAAGCUUUGUAACUAAUUGAUACAGAUAGCUCAGUUGGUUGGAGCAUGGUGCUGAUAACGCCAAGGUUGCAAGUUUGAUUCCCGUAUGGGACAGCUGCAUAUUUUUGCAUUGCAGAGAGUUGGAAUAGAUGAUCCUCACGAUCCUUUCCAACUUUACCAUCCUAUGGUCAAGUCACUGUGCUAGGAUGGCAUAGAUCCAAGAGUUUAAAAACCCUCAAGUAUAACUUGGAUUUUUUAAAUAAAAUAAAACCUUUUUACUAAAAAUGGCGUAUUGAAAAGCAGUCUGUGUAACACCAGUUUACAGACAAGAGUCGUGAAAAUAUAAACCUAUAAACCUACCUUCCACCUCGCAUGACAUGGUAAGGAGAACAAUUAAAGCUAGAAUUAUUAAGCAUUCUAGAAGAACAAGCCUGGCAGCUGAAGAGUCAGCAUGGCUUCUGCAGAGAAAAGUGCUGUCCCAUCACCUCUUGGGCUUCUUUGAGAGUCUCAGCAGGAAGAUAGGGGUGAUUCAAUGAACAUGUUGGUCUUCCAAAAAAACCUUUGGCCCUCCAGUGGCAGCUGUGGUGUCCCCCUCCAGGGCUCUGACCCUUGUGUAAUCAUGCUGUUUUCUGAUCACAGAACUGAAAAUAAGUUAUUUAUGUUUAUCACAAUGUGGAAAAUGCAAGCGGUUUUUUUUAUAUAUAUAAUAUGACCUACAGUACUUUUAUCAUUCAAAACAUUUGGACUUUCCAAAAAAGGGGGGUCUGUAGUUGGGGGCUGGGUAGGUUAUUUGAAGCAGGGAAAGGCAGC